AAUGAUAAACAAAAUGUUAUUUGCGUACGUCUUACCAUAACAUCUAUAACCACGUUAAUCUAAACCAAACAAUACACUUUAUGCAAUUCUAUGAAAUUAUUCAAAAGCAGUUGCGUAUAGUUCUGAAAAAGCUGUAUAAUGUUUCAUUCAUUUUUAAAGUGGCCAAUUCUGUUUUGGAACAUAACCAGCAUUAAUUCUAACGAUACAUAUUACAACAAGUGGCAAGUAAUUUAUUCAAUUUUACUUAUGACAUCAUGUAUUUAUAAUUUCUAUAUUACACCUAAAACUGUAUGUGUGUUAGAAGGGAAUUGCGAUCAUUCUUUAUCCACAGAAAUAAAAGGGAUCUUUAUCAGAAUAGUUGCUAUAUCUUGUUUGAUAUCAAGAUUGAUGAUAUUUAUAAAAGGUAAAACCCAACUAAUACAGUAUGAAAAAUAUGUUGAAAAAAUGCACGUAAUAACGCCAAUGACUAAUUCUGAAAUUCAAAUUUUGAAAAAAAUAUCAACACUUCUCAUUAUAUGUUGUAUAUUACUAACAAUACCACCCAAUAGCCUAAGAGUAUGGGAUCUGUCUUUUAGGUCAGAUUUUACAAUGUUUGUAUACAUUUUCAUGUAUAUUCAGAACUUAAGUAUGUACUUUGUAGAAACUCAUUUCGUCACAUUGUGUUUCAUUCUCUAUCAAAAAUUGGUUGGCAUUAACAAAGAUUUAAUGGCACUUAAAAUUGACACGGUUAUACGAAACAAUUAUCCGUUCAUGACACAAACUCAAGAAAAGUACGGUAAAAUAAACAACACUUUGGAUUACAAUAAAGACAUUUUGCAUUCGCUGGCUACUGGUCAUCCAAUGACUGACAUUGUCGAGCAAUUGAAAUCAAAACACAAAUUAGUGCGUGAUGCAGUUAGAACUCUUAACGAUUUGUUCGGUGUCCACAUGGGAUUAUCCAUAUGUGUGUUAUGCCUAUGCACCAUGUUCGAUAUUUAUUAUUUUAUUAUAGGAAUACUGUCUUUAUCCAAUUAUAAAAGAAUAUUCUAUCUCUGGAUCUUACAAUACACCGUUCGAUUUGGAUCUAUUACGAUUAUAUCACACUUAACAACGAAACAGGCAAACAAAUCUAAAAUACUCAUUACGGAUAUAAACAAUCGGUAUUUAGAUUAUAAUAUAAAAGAUGAGUUACUACUAUUCUUUGAUCAAAUGUGCAAUAGUGAAUUUGAAUUUACAGCUUGUGAUUUCUUCAGUUUAAAUAGUCGUCUAAUAACAUCUACAGUUGCAGCAGGCACUUCAUACCUUAUUAUACUAUUACAACUUCAUUACAUAAAACAAUAAUUGUUAAAAAUUUCUUUUGCG
This is a messenger RNA of Sipha flava (yellow sugarcane aphid), 1341 nucleotides long. RefSeq lists its product as uncharacterized. The coding region runs from base 139 to 1320 and encodes 393 amino acids. The transcript is spliced from 4 exons. Lineage: Eukaryota; Metazoa; Arthropoda; Insecta; Hemiptera; Aphididae. Gene Ontology annotation, biological process: sensory perception of taste. Gene Ontology annotation, cellular component: dendrite; axon; membrane. The record is from RefSeq and is a predicted model, not a curated record.